CACAAUUUCACAUGCAUGCGGUUCCAUCCUAUUGUAGGACACUUUCAUUACCCUUUAAAAAGGGUUCUUUAUCGGUACCCUUCUGCUCGCACCCAUCCCACAGCAAUGCAAUCAUUCUCUGCGAUCAUUAUCUCUCUAGCUUUUUUCAGCAUUGCAAAUUCGUUGGCAGCAAGAUUAUUAGAACCCCGCCGAUUGGGGUCGAGCGAUGAUUUUAUUAAAACAUCAUGUGAGGUUACAAGGUAUCCAGACCUAUGUUACCAAAGUCUCUCAGCUUAUGAUAGUACCAUCCAGGAUGACCCUACGCAGCUGGCCAAUGCAGCACUCAACGUCACCCUGCAAAGUGCUGAAUCCACCUCCAACAUGGUACUAAAUAUGUCGAAAGCGCACAACCUAAGGCCCAAAGGAGCUGGGCCCAUAAGGGACUGUGUGGAGAACAUGAAAGAUUCAGUUGAUGAGCUCCAGCAAUCUUUGGUGGCGAUGAAGGAUCUUGAAGGCCCUGAUUUUGAGAUUAAGAUGAGUAAUAUACAAACAUGGGUAAGUGCUGCCCUGACAGAUGAGGAUACUUGUAUGGAUGGGUUUGAAGGGAAUGCCAUGAAUGGAAAAGUUAAGGACACUAUAAGGAGCUAUAUUGAAAGAGUUGCUCAGCUAACUAGCAAUGCAUUAGCUCUCAUUAAUAAGCUAGUUAAUUAACGAGGGACAAUAUUUGUCUCUUAAAAUAUUACUGCUUUUUCUCAUUCAGAACAAUCUGUGUAUAUAACCCAUUGUAAAGUAUAUUUAAUAACUAUUUAUCUUUUAAAA
This is a messenger RNA of Hevea brasiliensis (rubber tree), 798 nucleotides long. RefSeq names its product 21 kDa protein. The record is from RefSeq and is a predicted model, not a curated record. Lineage: Eukaryota; Viridiplantae; Streptophyta; Magnoliopsida; Malpighiales; Euphorbiaceae. Gene Ontology annotation, biological process: negative regulation of catalytic activity. The transcript has a single exon. Bases 16 to 690 code for a protein of 224 amino acids. Gene Ontology annotation, molecular function: enzyme inhibitor activity.